CGUUGGGGAGUGCAGUCAGACUAUCAAUGGCAGGAUACCAGCUCUGGUCACCAUGGACCCCCCUAGAUGAGAAUUUGCAAUGGCUGCGGAGAACAACACCUACAUUUGCCUCCAAACAUCCUUUUAGGGUCUCACCUUUCUUUCCACAGAGCCCUUCUGAUCUUGAAGUACAUCAGUGCUUUCAUGAAGUUGCUGUAGUCUUAGAGAGACCCAGGACGGAAGCUGUGAAGAGCUCAGAGUUAUCUGGCCACCCACCUGAUCCCCAGAGAGGAACAGCAGCCAGGAAGAAGCGAGUGAUUAAGAAGCCCCAGCCCAUCCGUCUCAUUGGAUUGGAUUCAGUCUUUGGCAGGGUUAUUACCAUCCAGCCACCCAGGUGGACUGGAACCUUCAGAGUUUCUGAAACAUCAGCCUUCAGCAAAAUUGUCAGUAAAGACCAACAGUGGCCCACUGGCCUCAAGGAGCAACAGAUUGAGAUGACAAUGGCCAUGUGCAAACAGAUGCUACGCUCGAUUCUUCUGCUGUAUGCAAUAUACAAAAAGUGUACCUUUGCCUUGCAACACUCCCAGUAAAGUGUUUCCAUCUGAUCCCAGUACUUCACACAAUACUGUAUGGUAUGUACUGGUGCUUUCAAAUUCCUGUUUGUAUAAGUCAAACUGUAACCUCAUAUUUGAUAUUUUGCCCUUCUGUCAAGCUAUAAUUGCCUAGAAGUUCUGCUCCUUCCUUUCUCUUCACAAGCAGGGCCAACAAGACUGAGCAAGGAAGAACAUUUCUGUUUGAAAGCUGAAUGGACAUUUAAAAGUUAAACUACCAUCCAUCAUCAUGCUCAUAUGGUACUGAAGAGUCAGACAAACCACUCAAGUCAGCCAGUCCAGUAUGAACAUACUCAAGCCCCAAAGAUAACUGAAGAGGUUAGGGGAGAAAAGGGACUUUAUAUAUACAUAUAUAUCAAGACAUGUAUGAUUUUCUGACUACCAGAAGAUGAAGCAAUCAAAAGCCAAAAUCUUUGUGUGCGUUAAGGACCAAUUUGAGAACAGCUGCCAUCAUCAAACAGAUUAUGACCACAGAAACCUAACCAUAGGACCCUAAUAUCAAUGUGGGUAAAAAUGUUAAAAAAUAUUAAGUAAUCCUUACAGCCUGACAAGGAUUAAAUUGAUAGCAAUUUUGUGACUGGACAUUUUGUUGGAAGACAUAAGCGUUCCCACAUUAGCUUCUGGUAUUCUAGUUCCAAUAAACCAUCAUUGUUUUAUUC
Molecule: messenger RNA, 1249 nt
Organism: Arvicanthis niloticus (Nile rat)
Lineage: Eukaryota; Metazoa; Chordata; Mammalia; Rodentia; Muridae
Product: FANCD2 opposite strand protein-like
Source: RefSeq, a predicted model, not a curated record